GUAACACGGAACUGCUUUCUGUUUGCUGUGAUGUUGGACCCUUCGGAUGUUUGGAGGCUUUUAUUUUAGUCUCGGAAAACAACAAGCGUUUUUCCCCCCUCUUUUGCCUCGUUGGAAGCGCCUUUCAGGAGUAGAAUAAUUUAUAUCCAAGCUGCUUGUUUUGUCGUUCAGGUGGCCACCAGCACCAGGAUGAGCAACAGCCACCCUUUGCAGCCCCUGACCACUGUUUCAGAGAUCGAUCACAUCCACCUGCUGUCAGAGCAGCUGGGUGCACUGGCGCUGGGCGAGGAAUACAGCGACGUCACUUUCAUAGUGGAGGGCAAGCGGUUCCCUGCACACCGGGUCAUCUUGGCCGCCCGCUGCCACUACUUCAGGGCGCUGUUGUACGGUGGCAUGAAGGAAUCUCAGCCCCAGGUGGAGGUGAGUCUGGAGGAGACGCGAGCGGAGGCCUUCUCCAUGCUGCUGCACUACUUGUACACGGGUCGCGCCAGCCUCAGCUCAGCCCGCGAAGAGGUGCUGCUAGACUUCCUGGGCCUGGCCCACCGAUACGGCCUGCAGCCACUGGAGGAUUCCACCUCUGACUUCCUGCGCACCGUCCUGCACACCAACAACGUGUGCCUGGUCUUUGACGUGGCCAGCCUCUACUCCCUGAGUGCUCUCGGCACCGCGUGCUGCUCCUACAUGGACAAGCAUGCGCCCGACAUCUUGAACUCUGAUGGCUUCCUCACCCUCUCCAAGACAGCGCUGCUGACAGUGGUACGGCGCGACUCCUUUGCCGCCACUGAGCGUGAGAUCUUCCAAGCCCUGUGCCGCUGGUGCCAACAACGCUGUGAAAGCGGUGACACACAGGAGGUGAUGGCGGCCGUGCGCCUGCCGCUCAUGACCCUGACGGAGAUGUUGAACGUUGUGCGGCCGUCAGGCCUCCUCAGCCCCGACCAUCUGCUGGAUGCCAUCAAACUGCGCUCAGAGAGCCGCUACAUGGACCUCAACUUCCGCGGCAUGCUCCUUCCAGAGGAGAACAUUGCCACCAUGAAGCACGGGGCUCAAGUGACAAAAGGCGAGCUGAAGUCGGCACUGCUGGAUGGGGACACUCAGAACUACGACUUGGACCACGGCUUCUCCAGGCACCCAAUCGAGGAGGAUGGCCGGGCAGGCAUCCAGGUCAAACUUGGCCAGCCGUCCAUCAUUAACCACGUGCGUCUUCUGCUGUGGGACAAAGACAGCCGCUCGUAUUCUUACUACAUCGAGGUUUCCAUGGAUGAGCUGGACUGGGUUCGUGUGGUGGACCAUUCCAAGUAUCUGUGUCGGUCCUGGCAGAAUCUCUUCUUUCCCCCACGAGUGUGCAGGUAUGUUCGCAUUGUGGGAACUCACAACACGGUCAACAAGGUCUUCCAUCUCGUGGCCUUUGAGUGCAUGUUCACUAACCGCACCUUCACACUGGAGCAAGGACUUCUGGUGCCCACUGAGAACGUGGCCACGGUGGGGUCGUGUGCCAGCGUGGUCGAGGGUGUGAGUCGGAGCCGAAAUGCCUUGCUCAACGGUGACACGCGCAACUACGACUGGGACUCAGGCUACACCUGCCACCAACUGGGCUCGGGUGCUAUCGUCAUCCAGCUGGCUCAGCCCUACUGCAUUGGUUCCUUAAGGCUGCUCCUAUGGGACUGCGACGAGCGCUCCUACAGUUACUACAUCGAAGUGUCCACCAAUCAGCAGCAGUGGACCAAGGUGGUGGACCGCACCAGAGUGACGUGUCGGUCCUGGCAGACGCUCAAGUUUGACAAGCAGCCGGCCUCCUUUGUCCGCAUCGUGGGCACUCACAACACCGCUAACGAGGCUUUUCCAUGCAGGUCUUCCACUGCGUCCACUUUGAGUGUCCCGCCCAGUUGGACACGGCCGCGAACGAAAGCAGCUCGAGCCAGGACGCCUCAGAUUCGGCCCCGUCCUCUUCCUCACAGCCGCCUCGACCUCAGCGGCCGUCGCGCACCCACGGCCUGCUGCCGACUAACUCGUCUUCAUCUUCCUCACAGGCCAAUCACCGUUAAUGAUAACACUGCCACCACGGCGCCCCCUGCUGGAGGGUGUUUGGAGGACCGCCAUUUUUGCACAGCCGUCAUCUCACCAUCAUAACUCGUGCUGCUUUUUGUCACGUCCAUGCCCCUUUUUCGAGCCUUCGGUCUUCCCGACUCGUUUGAUACGUUUUUUUUUUUUUGGGGGGGGUGACUUUGCUACUUUGUAGACUACAGCUCGCUUCAGAGUUCCUAUCAAAUGUGAUCUAUUUUGAAGAAAGCGGGCGGCUAUUUUUGCAACGCCUUUGUAUGCAAACAGCACUUAAUCUCAUUAUGAUGUAUUUGCGUAUUCAACCAGCCUCCCCCAUUAGUGUUUGUUGACUAAACAUUUGGUCCUAUUUCCCCCCUUGUACCUCAAGAGAAACCCGACUGAGAUUGACACGUCAUCGACAAAUAUUACACGUUUGCUGACGAGGAAAGCAAUAAGUUGAUGGAAAUUGGGUCUGAGGGGCUCAGACCAACUCAUUCACACACUUGGGCUGCAAACAAGCAAAAAUAACUUUACACGACACGGGCAGCUGCUAUUGGCACUUUAUUAGACUCAAGUUGCGGAACUCAAGCUUACGUCUUGGGGUCUUUUGAAUGACCUAGUACUGGAGCUCCUGGUAUGUUCAGUGCACUUUUGUGCGCGCGUUCUUGAAAUGAAGAUAGUUUGUUGCAUUUUUGAGUUUGUUGAGAUAUUAUUUUCAAGCACAUGUAAAUGAUUGUUUCUAUCUGUUGUUAAGAACCUACUUCCUCUGAUGCAAGUCCUUAGACCCCUUGUCUAUUUAUUAGGAAACCCGUUAUUUUGAGCUAUUGCGUCCUUAGGAUUUUCAAAAUCAAAUGUGUUGUCUGAGAGGUUUUGUCUAUACCAUUUACUGUCUUAGAAUUUUGUUUUGUUUUGUGAAUCUCCCUGCAUAAUAUCCACCCUGGGGGAUGGGAAUCAUGAAACUACCAGUUCGAUGGAAAUGUGGUUGUUUGCGUUCAACUUCCUGUAAAGGCGUUCACGAAUGUCAAUUCUUGUUCUACUCAGCUGCUGUCCGAAGCUGGAAGUUUUUUUUUGUUUUGUUUUGUUGCUAUCCUCCUGAGUGUCAAAUAACAUUUAUUCCCACUAAUCUUA
This is a messenger RNA of Syngnathoides biaculeatus (alligator pipefish), 3165 nucleotides long. RefSeq names its product BTB (POZ) domain containing 9 (gene btbd9). The transcript is spliced from 11 exons. The record is from RefSeq and is a predicted model, not a curated record. Gene Ontology annotation, molecular function: protein binding. Gene Ontology annotation, biological process: adult locomotory behavior; modulation of chemical synaptic transmission; circadian behavior. Bases 190 to 2127 code for a protein of 645 amino acids. NCBI's taxonomy places the organism in Eukaryota, Metazoa, Chordata, Actinopteri, Syngnathiformes, Syngnathidae.